AUGAUGUUAUCAUCAUCAGUCCUCUGGGUCGUCACCCAUGUAUGGCUGUUGUUGGGGGGGUUGACUAGUCUUGCCAAUGCUAUCCCUAUGCCCCAGGGAAACCCUACUCCUCAGGCAUCAGGUUUCUGGGUGGGAUCCAUUGACCGCAGAGGUUCCCCUGCAUUCAGAACGGCAAGUGGCGAGUAUCAGGUCUACCGAAACGUUAAAGAAUUUGGUGCAAAAGGCGACGGUACCACAGAUGAUACUGAGGCGAUAAACAAAGCUAUCUCAACGGGAAAUCGAUGUGGAUUGGGUUGCGAUUCUUCGACUGUGACCCCUGCCAUAGUCUAUUUCCCAGCAGGCACAUAUGUCGUCUCCAAGCCAAUUAUUCAGUAUUACUACACCCAACUCGUUGGUGACGCUUUGAAUCUGCCCGUCAUCAAGGCUGCCUCCUCCUUUCAGGGGAUUGCCGUCAUCGAUGCUGAUCCGUACACUGACGAGGGUAAUAAUUGGUAUACCAACCAAAACAAUUUUUUCCGAUCCGUUCGAAAUUUUGUCAUUGACUUAACAGGCAUGGAUCGAGGGUCCGGAGCUGGUAUCCAUUGGCAAGUGGCGCAAGCGAGCAGCCUGCAGAACAUCCGUUUCGAGAUGAUCCAAGGUGGUGGUGAAGCCAAUAGACAGCAGGGUAUUUUUAUGGAUAAUGGCUCCGGAGGCUUUAUGACAGACCUCGUUUUUAAUGGUGGUAACUACGGCGCCUUUUUGGGAAACCAGCAGUUUACUACUCGCAACCUAACGUUCACGAACUGCAAUACAGCAGUAUUUAUGAACUGGAACUGGGCAUGGACAUUCAAAUCGGUGACAGUCAACAAUUGUGGCGUCGGUCUGAACAUGUCUAAUGGCGGCUUUAACCAGACAGUAGGCUCGGUUCUGAUCCUCGAUAGUAAAUUUAUCGGAACUCCAAAGGGCGUCGUCACCUCUUACAAUGAUAAGAGUGUUCCUGAAACAGGUGGAACCCUCAUCCUCGAUAAUGUCGACUUCACGGGCUCGGACGUUGCGGUUGCCCAUCUUGAUGGUUCAGUUGUUCUCAAAGGAGGCUCGGUUGUCUCCUCAUGGGCACAGGGUAAUGCGUUCACCUCUGGGUCAUACGCAACUAUCCAGAACUCUAAGAGGGAGCCCGAACCUCGAGUAGAGGGACCAGUUCCUGUUUAUACGGUGGAACGUAUAAUCAAGCGGGAUUCGUGCAAAGCCCGCUACCCACCUCCACCUCAACCGGCUCCAAUUUCCCAAGCGCCUACCCCAUCGCCUCUACCACCACCGUUUACUACUAAAUAUCCAACGCCAUCGCAAGACAAGCCAGAGGGUACGGAGUCGAAGUCGCCAACGGUAUCCCCAUCGUCUGUUUCAUCUUCUGUUCCCCCAUCACCCACCCCCUCGCCAACAGAAACUUCACCCGCAGCAUGCCCGACAGCGCCUCCUAAGAAGGCUCGAAUCAGCUCCAGGAUCAGUAGUCCCGCUAAACCAGCAGUUCUCCUUGACCGAUCGGGAAAGGUAUUUGAGCGGACAAAGCCACAAUAUGAGGGCAUCCCCAAAGGGUCAUUUAUCAGCGUCAAGGGCGCCGGCGCCAAAGGCGAUGGAGUAACUGAUGAUACAAAAGCAAUCCAAGCAGCAUUAGACAGCGCGCAAGCAGGGCAAAUCGUAUAUUUCGACCAUGGAGCUUAUGUCAUUACUUCCACGAUCAAAGUUCCCAAGGAAAUCAAGAUCACCGGUGAAAUCUGGCCACUGCUCAUGGCAUCUGGACCCGCCUUCUCUGACGAAUCAAAGCCCAUCCCAAUGCUCCAAGUUGGGCAGAAAGGCGACAAGGGCAAUGUUGAAAUUAGCGACCUGGUGCUUGAAACCAAAGGACCUGCACCCGGCGCCAUCCUGGUCGAGUGGAAUGUUGCUGAAACAACGCAAGGUUCCGUCGGAAUGUGGGACGUGCACAUGAGAAUUGGAGGUUCCGCCGGUACGGAACUCCAGAGCGACCACUGCGCCAAGACUCCCAAGAGCAAAACCGUACCGGACCCCAAAUGCGUCGGUGCCUUCAUGCUCAUGCACAUCACAAAGGAGGCUUCUGGAUAUUUUGAAAAUAAUUGGCUAUGGGUUUCGGAUCAUGAGUUGGAUUUGGCCGAUCAUGGACAGAUUAAUAUCUAUAAUGGCCGUGGUCUCCUGAUAGAAAGCACUGGCCCAGUAUGGCUCUACGGUUCCGCGAGCGAACACUCCCAACUCUACCAGUACUCCAUUGUCGGCGCCAAAAACGUUUUCAUGGCAUUGAUCCAGGUGGAAACCCCGUACUAUCAAGCUAAUCCAAACGCUCUGGUCCCCUUCAAGCCCAACUCAGACUUCCACGACCCAGACUACUCCAAUUGCAAAACGGACUUGUGCAGGAAAGCCUGGGGUCUGCGAAUCCUCGACUCUACCGACGUGUUCAUCUACGGCGGCGGGCUGUAUAGCUUCUUCGAGAACUACGGCCAGGAAUGCCUGGCCACGGAAUCCUGCCAGGAAAACAUGAUUGAGGUGGACUGUUCGCCUGUGCAUCUGUUCGGCAUCAGCACCAAGGCCAGCACAAACAUGAUCACGAGAACGAAUGGGGGUCAAGGACUGGUGAAGCAGAUUGACAAUCGGAAUAACUUCUGUUCCACCUUGGCCGUUUUCGAGCAGGCGAGUGAAUGA
Molecule: messenger RNA, 2688 nt
Organism: Histoplasma mississippiense
Lineage: Eukaryota; Fungi; Ascomycota; Eurotiomycetes; Onygenales; Ajellomycetaceae
Exons: 2
Coding region: 1-2688 (895 amino acids)
Molecular function (GO): polygalacturonase activity
Source: RefSeq, a predicted model, not a curated record